This is a messenger RNA of Thermothielavioides terrestris NRRL 8126, 844 nucleotides long. RefSeq lists its product as uncharacterized. Gene Ontology annotation, biological process: proteasome-mediated ubiquitin-dependent protein catabolic process. Gene Ontology annotation, cellular component: proteasome core complex; proteasome core complex, alpha-subunit complex; nucleus. Lineage: Eukaryota; Fungi; Ascomycota; Sordariomycetes; Sordariales; Chaetomiaceae. The record is from RefSeq and is a predicted model, not a curated record. Bases 1 to 738 code for a protein of 245 amino acids. The transcript is spliced from 4 exons.
AUGUUUAUGGCAAGAUCGGAAUACGACCGGGGCAUCAACACAUUCUCCCCCGAAGGCCGCCUGUUCCAAGUCGAGUACUCGCUCGAGGCCAUCAAGCUCGGCUCGACCGCGAUCGGCGUGGCCACGUCGGAGGGCGUGAUCCUGGGCGUCGAGAAGCGGGUGACGUCGACGCUGCUGGAGACGUCGUCGGUCGAGAAGAUCGUCGAGAUCGACCGGCACAUCGGGUGCGCCAUGUCGGGCCUGCAGGCGGACGCGCGGUCGAUGGUGGAGCACGCGCGCAUCGAGUGCCAGUCGCACGCCUUCAACUACAACGAGCCGCUGCGCGUCGAGAGCUGCACGCAGGCCAUCUGCGACCUGGCCCUGCGCUUCGGCGAGUCGGCCGACGGCGAGGAGAGCGUCAUGAGCCGCCCCUUCGGCGUCGCCCUACUAAUCGCCGGCUACGACGAGGACGGGCCGUCGCUCUACCACGCCGAGCCGUCCGGCACCUUCUACCGCUACGACGCCAAGGCCAUCGGCAGCGGGAGCGAGGGCGCCCAGGCCGAGCUGCAGAACGAGUAUCACAAGUCCCUCACCAUCGCCGACGCCGAGACGCUGGUGCUCAAGACGCUCAAGCAGGUCAUGGAGGAGAAGCUGGACGCCAAGAACGUGCAAUUGGCCAGCGUCACCAAGGAGCGCGGCUUCAGAAUAUACACAGACGAGGAGAUGGCCGCCGUCGUCGAGAGGCUGCCGGCUAACUGAUCUAUCUACAUGUUAGACUUAAUAAAAGACGUGGGGUACGAGAACUCCCAGAGGAAGAGAUGGCAGGGAAGAUAAACAUGCAGCCCUGCCGAUGGUUUAGCCUCCC